AUGGCCUGCUCGACGACACACUUCAGGAAGACUCCACUCUUGCAGCAUGCGAUUCUGCCGAUAUCUAACAUCAGCAAGGCAGAGGUUCUAGCCAUGGUGAUGACUUUUGUGACGUCCGAGAACCUGACGUGGAGCGGCUUAGAUAAGCUGCUCGUAAUGAUCAACCGUAUAUGCGGAAUGGAGGUGCUGCCCCGAACGAAGUACCUGUUCCGGAAGCUGUUGGCCUCUAAACUGAAGCGUUCAACAGACUACUACUACUGUGAGUUUUGCGCAGGCUUCCUUCCGACACCGGAGGAUGGUACUUCCACGAUUAUCUGCACAACGUGCCAGAAGUGUACCACAAUCUCGGAGCUUCGCAGUAAAGGGAACUUCUUUACAAUCCUCGACGUGUCGGAUCAAGUGCGUCAAGUCGUCAGCAAGACGUCAGAUGAGCUGUACAGAAACUUGGAGAGGCUGAACAGCAAUCCCGAAGACACGAUGUCGGACAUAACCGAUGGGAGUGUUUACAAAAAAAUGAAAGCCAGUGGAGCAUUGCAGUGGGGAGACUUGACAAUGACGUUCAAUACAGAUGGAAGCCCUAUUUUCAAGUCUUCAAAGGCCUCUGUCUGGCCACUGCAGUUUGUCAUCAACGAAGUGCCUGCUCCGGACCGUUUCUCAGCCAGUGGUGUCGCUGGCAUCUGGUUCGGAGCGAAGCACCCGGACAUGUCUCUUUUUGUGGGCAAGUUCGUGGAGCAUCUGUCAAGCAUGGAUCCCAUCAUUUGGCAAGCAGAAUCACAAAUGGUGUCAUCCAAAGUUUAUGCUGUCUGUUGUUGCCUCGAUGCUCCAGCUCGUGCCGCAGUACAAAAUCAAGUGCAGUUCAACGGGUACUUCGGUUGCCCAUGGUGCAUGGUUGCUGGGGAACACUUGGAAGGUGCCAUGCGGUUUCCAGAGGCACAUCAAAUCGAAGAACGCACCCACGAGCUUGUGCUGCGGGACAUGAAGUAUGCGGUCACCUAUGAAACAACGGUGAACGGCUUCAAGGGACCCUCUCCAUUGAUUAAUCUGGAGAACUACGACAUGGUGUCCGGCCAGGCAUGCGAAUAUAUGCACUCGGUUCUUCUGGGCGUGACCAAGCAGCUGACGGAGCACUUGCUGGAUUCCUCCAACUCUGCCGAAAGGUUUUACAUUGGAAGUCCCCAGUCUCUGGAAUCUGCAAACAAGCUCCUGAUGUCCAUCCGGCCACCUCACUGCAUCACUCGCCUGCCACGCUCUCUCUGUGAGCGGAGCUAUUGGAAAGCCAAUGAGUGGCGGAACUGGCUGCUCUACUACAGUGUGCCUUGUCUGGAGAACCUGCUACCUCACCGCUACUGGAAGCAUUGGUGCCUGCUUGCGGAGGCGAUAUGGAUACUGCUGUCGACAAGGAUAUCGCAAGAAAUGAUCAGCCAUGCCGAAUCACUCCUCAAGAGGUUCGUGGACCAGGUGCUACGACUGUAUAACGCGAAAAUGAUGACAUUCAACAUGCAUCAGCUCCUGCAUCUGGCAAAGUCAGUGCGUGACCUGGGACCACUGUGGGCACACUCUGCGUUUGUUUUUGAGACGGGAAACGGAAAGCUUGUGAAAUGUGUGACAGCUGCAAAGGGCGUACCCCUGCAGAUUUUGGAGCGUGUGUGCAUGGCACAAGAAGUAGAGUUGUUGCCCAUAACAUUAAACAUUUCAUCGCCUGUGAAAGCUGUAUGCGACAAGAUGCUUAAGCAUCGGCUUGUCCAGACGGCAUGUGAGGUGGACGGUGUAACUCUGCUGGGUCAGGCAAGAAAUGUUACCAACCUUUCAGCCAGUGAACAAGAAGCUCUCCUUCAAGCUGGGUACCCUCAGACAGUCUCAGUAGGAGAGUACUUCCGGUUUGUUUUUGAGGGCAACAUCAUCACAAGCAGGCAGUACACCCGUGAAAAAAAGAGUAACAGUACUGUAAUUAUGGGGUCAGACUCUUUGUUUUAUGUAAUUAAUAGAAUCGUAGAGCUUUCUGCUCCAUCGAAGCCAUGCCUUCUCCUUUGUAAAGAAAUAGUGACCGUUGACGGUGAUUAUCCAGCUCACAUGCAAGAGUGUUUUAUCUCUCCAAGCAAUAUCGUUCAAGCACUUCCUCUAUCUCUGAUAUCCUCUGUGUGUGUGUUUGUAGAUAUUGGUAACAAGGCUUUUGUUUGUAAACUCCCAAACAGAAUUGAAAGGGAUUGAGAUGACAUGAGUUCAUGUUUUCUGCUCAAAUGAGGAGUGUCAUGUGCAUGUGUUUUUAGUGCACAGGAAUGAUGUCCUUGAGUCGCACCCGGCUGCUUAAAAUGACUAUACACCUCUGGUAAUGUGGUUGAAGUCUAGCGGCCUUUAUUAUAGGCAGUUUUCAAAGGAUAUUUCACAAUUCUCCUAAGAAAAGUUAAAUUGAAAACGACUGGGUGCGGCUGGAAGAUGGCAGUCCCGUCUGUCAAAACUUGGAUGCGCGCACUGGAAUACGGAGUCACGUGUUCAUCUGGACUAUACCUUUACACUCUUCAAUAGUUGUACCCUUUCCAUUUGAGUGAAUGAUUAAAGGCCAGUAGAGUUUUCUCUGGGUACUGCCAACACCUGCUGUAGUCAGUGACACGUUAAAAGUGAAGUGGAAACUCCGCGUCCAGCACACACUCGUUACUUUUUGCCAUGCUUGGGCUGCGCGGGCACGCUUGUGCUAUCAAGGCUACCUUGCGUUGGAGGCACAGCUUCCACUUUACUCUUAAAGGCCGAUGUACGACCUCAAUCUUCUACAGGGAAGAUAAUCUUCUUGGCUUCCUCCUCUCCCAAACUGUGAGGGGAUCCAUGCUGCAUGAAGGUGAAAAGGGGAGGGAUACUUGGGAGAAUAGAAAGUGCAAAAAAAAUGGAAUAUACAAAGCGUAUAUCGGUCUUUAAUCUGUCGCUGACUACAGUAACAGGGCCUUAGUGCUGAAUAUGCCUGAAAAACAAGUUGAGAAAUUGGUGGUCUCCUUAGUUAGCUAUGUUAUUUUUCUUAUGUGUUUAUUUUAUUUUGUUUAGUAAGUGACCAUAUUUGCUCAUGGUCCAGGCUCACCAAGAUGUUUUGUCACUUAUCACAGAUAUGCUUGCUGUAUGUAAUUUCAUGAGAUUUGUUUUGUAAAUAACCUGAAUUAGUUACUUUUUUUUUCGUCACUUAUGACAGGCAUAGUUUCAAUGUCUAACUAAACUUGUUUUGAACAUGAUGUGAGAUAUUUUGUUCUUUUGCAGCUCAGGCUCACCCAUUUAUUUUCUGUUUGUUUUGCCACCUGUAAUAAAAUAUAUGUGACUUGGUCA
Ixodes scapularis (black-legged tick) is the source of this 3303-nucleotide messenger RNA. RefSeq lists its product as uncharacterized. NCBI's taxonomy places the organism in Eukaryota, Metazoa, Arthropoda, Arachnida, Ixodida, Ixodidae. The transcript is spliced from 5 exons. The record is from RefSeq and is a predicted model, not a curated record. The coding region runs from base 1 to 2208 and encodes 735 amino acids.